Haplochromis burtoni (Burton's mouthbrooder) is the source of this 5502-nucleotide messenger RNA. It is a transcript of the gene bmp5, whose product is annotated as bone morphogenetic protein 5. The coding region runs from base 1435 to 2805 and encodes 456 amino acids. Gene Ontology annotation, molecular function: cytokine activity; growth factor activity. Lineage: Eukaryota; Metazoa; Chordata; Actinopteri; Cichliformes; Cichlidae. Gene Ontology annotation, biological process: SMAD protein signal transduction. The transcript is spliced from 7 exons. The record is from RefSeq and is a predicted model, not a curated record. Gene Ontology annotation, cellular component: extracellular region.
UCUCCUAUCACAUCACUGAUCUCAUCUUUCACAUGGAAUCGUGGGUGUGGUUUGCACUUGGGAGUUUCCACUCAAAGUGAAGCAUCAAAAGGGGAUUAAGUAUGGUGAUGGGUUUGGAAGAAAAAAGUGGAGAGAGAUCAUUGCAUGGCUCGUCGAAUUAGGACACUGCUUUAGGAAACUUGGAUGAGCGCAGCUUCAGCUAAAACGCUCUGUGGCUGGCAGGGAAACUUCAGAAAUGACUAAAUGUUCGGUUUUUGCGCUAGAUGGCGCUAUGUGGCAACAUCUUAGUAUGCGUGUGAAUUUUUCUAAGAAGACUUCCUUUCCCCCCUGUUUGGACAGUAGCCACUCAUCACACGUGAAUCCCUCUCUGUUUAUAUCUUUAAUUAUCCCAGCAUGGCGGCUUUCGCUUGUGUUUAUUUAAUGUCCCAUGAGGGUGGAGCUUUCUGCAAUAAACUUAAAUACUCAUGUUUAAUUCUUGCUGUAGAGUGAAAUUAUAUAAUUUUAAAUUAAAGCAUAUAACCACGUGCGGUAUGUGGUUUACAGUAGGCCUUUAUCUCCUCCCGUCCUGAAUUAUGGCUUUACUAUAUUCUCCUUGUUUGUUAGUGUAUUUAAUAUUUCCAUACCUGUGAAUCCUCCAUGCAUGAUAAAAACACGACCCUCGUUGUUUUGCGGUGGAUGCAGCUGAAACCCUCUUUUAUGAAGACUUCAAUAACUUGAGGUGAUUAAAAGGCUCUGUCAUUAUUCUUUCACUCGUUAGGAAGGCCUCUCGGAUUUCAAGUGUCUCCUUUUACACUCCUGAGCCGCCACAUUCAUCAUGGGACCUGGCUGAAGUUUUAUUGCGGCCGCUAGAGGAGGAUGCAAAAACAAAAGCUGAGGAGUGUGGGGUGGACUCAAAGGGCAACUAGCCCCAAUACACAUUCUCAGUGGGGAGGAAAAAAAGUGAGAGAGAGGGGGGAAAGAAAAAUGCGCGCCGGGGCAUGAGUCGAGUGCUUCUCUCUGCUUAAUUUUGACACAGUUCAACACAUUUCAUCCACUUGGAAACUCCAGGUUAUCCCCCGACGUUAUGGGCGUACCUACACGUUUUUUCAUCACAAAGGAGUAAGGUGAGGGACGGGGUCACACAGCUCCAUAAAUACUUGGUGUGGCUGAGACUUCGGAUGGACCCUGGAGGCGUAAAUACUGCUGCUGGAGGAAGCUCGCACACAGGAGAGGAGCGGCGAUUUUUCUGCAAGCUGAUACCUCAUUUGUAGAAGGGCAGACUACUAAAAGCCUCCUCAGUUACCACCGUGAAAGUUGUGGUGCCUCUGGCUAAUAUGGAAAGUCUAUGAUUCCGUGUUGGCACAACUAUAGCAUAAAUUGUUGCGAUUUUUUCUCUCCCUUCACUGAGUGCGAUGUAGUUCAUCUUCACAUCUCAAAGUGAGCUGAUUUGUCAAGAUGACAGCGCUUACACCUUUGAACCGUGCCGUACUUGGACUUGCGUGGAGCUGUUUGAGUUUCCUGUCGUGCGUGCAUUGCGUUUUAAGUGACAAUCAUGUGCACUCCAGUUUUAUUUACAGGAGGUUGCGCAAUCACGAGCGCAGGGAGAUACAGAGAGAGAUCCUCUCCAUCCUGGGCUUGCCUCACCGUCCCAGGCCCUUCUCUCCCGGGAAGCAGGCGUCCUCCGCGCCGCUGUUCAUGCUAGACCUGUACAACGCCAUGGCCGUGGAUGAGGAGGAGGGCGUGCAGGAGAGCGCAGGGAAGAGCUUUAGUGCCAAGGCUCAAGGGCACUCUAGGAAAAGUUACUACAACCCCCAGCAUGCCGGCUACUCCCGUGUGGCACAGCCUUACCGAGCGGCCCCUCUCCUAGGCCACAGCCCCGCACUCACCACAGCGCAAGACACCAACUUUCUCAAUGACGCCGACAUGGUCAUGAGUUUUGUCAAUUUGGUGGAGAAAGAUAAAGAUUUUUCUCACCAACGAAGACACUACAAGGAGUUCCGUUUUGAUCUGACUCAAAUACCGGACGGCGAGGCAGUGACUGCAGCUGAGUUUAGGAUCUAUAAGGACCGUAGUCAUGCCCGCUACGACAAUAUUACCCUGAAGGUGACCAUAUAUCAAGUCAUCAAAGAGUAUCAAAACAAAGAUGCAGAGACGUUCUUACUUGACUCCAAAAAGGUCCAGGCAUCUGAUGGAGGCUGGCUAGUGUUUGACAUAACAGCUACCAGUAACCACUGGGUGAUGAAUCCACAGCAGAACCUGGGCCUGCAACUCUGUGUGGAAACUGUAGAUGGACGAAGUAUAAACAUGAAAUCUGCCGGAAUCAUCGGGAGGAACGGGCCCCAGUCCAAACAGCCGUUCCUGGUUGCUUUCUUCAAGGCCAGCGGGGUGUUGCUUCGCUCAGUCAGAGCUGCUGGUGGGAAAAAAAAGAACCACAAUCGCAAUAAAUUGAAUAAUCAACAACAAUCCUCAAAGGCACCAAAAACUGGAGAUUAUAACACCAGUGAACAGAAGCAAGCCUGUAAGAAGCACGAGCUUUAUGUCAGCUUUCGGGACUUGGGUUGGCAGGAUUGGAUCAUUGCACCGGAGGGCUAUGCUGCUUUUUACUGUGAUGGCGAGUGCUCGUUUCCACUCAACGCACACAUGAAUGCAACAAAUCAUGCUAUUGUGCAAACUCUGGUCCACUUAAUGUUUCCUGACAAUGUGCCAAAACCAUGCUGCGCCCCAACCAAGCUCAAUGCAAUAUCAGUACUUUACUUUGAUGACAGCUCAAAUGUUAUCCUGAAGAAAUAUAGAAAUAUGGUAGUUAGGUCUUGUGGGUGCCAUUAACGGGCGAGGCCAAUUUUAAUUUAUGCAGUCUGGCAUGGGAAUUGCUGGAGGUGUGAUGUCAUGUUCAGUAUUAUGUAUAUAGAGUUUUAUUAAUUUAUUUUACUUUUAAAAAAAAAUAGCACUGAAUAUUUUGAUAUUUAAAUGAUUAGGACAAAAUACUGAUUUUACUUUACAACAGUUAUCAUUUAACUUCUGUGUCCGUUGGCAUAUACUUUGUAUUGGUUAGGACUGUAUAUCUUUUAUGAGAAAACUGUUCACUGGAGUCACUAUGAUCGCUUCCUCUUCUGUUGUUUUCUUUUCUCCUUUUUUUUCUAUACAUAGUGUGCUACAAACGCUAUAAACACUGUAUUUCAAUGUUCAUUUCUUAAUGAGUUCAUUCCCAGUUCAGAACGGUAAUCGUUCAUGACAGACGCAUACAGAAUAAUGUCCCGCGAUACUGUAACACAAGCACAUUUUAUUAACAAGGGGGAUCUCCAUAUUAUGCUAUUAACACUAACGUCUCAACUUCAACAGGCUCUUGGAAAUAUUUCAAAUUAAAUCGGAUCACAGGAUUAAAAUAACACACUGAGCGUUCUCUAAUAUAAACCAAACUGCCCAAAGCUGUUUUCAAGCUGUCACCGUCUUUCAGCGUUGAUACUGUUUCACCUUUUCCAAGCCAGUUUUUUUUCUCUGGUGUUCUCAGAAAGGGAAUAUGUCAGUCUGGAAUGAAACACGUAUAAUGUUGAGUGUUCGCUUAUUUUUUUAACAAUGUUUAUCUCUUACAUAAACACUGUUUCUCAUUUCUCUGUGGACUUUGUCAUAGUUACAUCUUUGCGCCGCACAUAUUCGAUCUCAUGUUUGGAAAGUAGUGUAUCUUAACGUAGAGUGCUGUGUAUUUAAUAAAUGUACCACUUGAAAGCUCUUAUCUUUGCUCGGCUUUUAUUGACUUCGCAGCUUUUCUUUCUUCAUUUAUCACGCACAGCUAUAAAUCUGUAAGAAGAAAGAAAAAAUCCCUGGUGAAAUAAAUGCAUUAUUUAUUGUUUUUUUAUUUGUUUUUUAGUUUUUUAGGUAUUUCUGUUUGGAAUUCUGUGGAUCUUUUACUCACUGCUGCCAAACUACCGUCUCAGAUUUAUCAAUGUUUGACAAGUAUGAUAUAAACUAGAAGUACACCCACAGAGCCUGAUGACAUGCUCUUAGGGAGCGGUAAUGCUAAGUAGUACAGUGCUAUCAGCGAGACAAUGCUGUGACCUCCGAUACCAGCCCAAAAGAGUGAUUAUCAUGAGAAUGACAGCAGAGAAAAGCAACAUUUUCCAGAUUAUGGUGGAAAGUUCCCAUCAACCAUAUUAUUUAUGUGACAUGCUUGAUACACAUAUACUUACCGACAUGCUGUAAAUUCACAUUUUGUCACUGCCCAUCUGCUUCGAGCUAAGAUUCAACCUUGGAAACAAAGUGGAAACCAUAAACAAAACCGAGUGAGUGUUGGUGCACUCAUCCAUGGAUAAGCAGGACUUCCCGAAAAGUGCGAGGGAAUGUGCUUUUUCCAAAAAAGUACUAUGGUUACGCAGAACUCUUCAAUGGUCUUGGAAAUGCAGGGAUUAGGUUAAGGAUUAAUAUUUAUUUGCACAACUGUGUUGACCCUCACUGAACACAGGAUAUGUACUGUUGCACUUUCCCCCUCCACCCUCCCUGUUUUAUAACAUUUUUUCUGACAUGGCAGAACAUUGAGUGACUGUAUUUCACUUAAUUAAAAGCAGUGGCUGGCCUGCCCAGAUGUUAUGUGGGCUCCAUCGAAAAGGAGUGUUGACAUUCAGUGAAUAGAAGAGGCCACCUGCUAACUUAACUCUUGGCUUGAGGGGUGAUUUGCAUUCCUGUGGCCUGUUGCCUGGCAUGAUUACUCCUAGCACUUAACAAUCCCAUCUACUGUUUAAUAUGAUGGAUUCUUUCCAAUUCAGCUACAUUUCUUCCUUGUCUGUAAUGCAGGAGCUGCUAUGAAUGAGCUUCUAUUUAGGUUCUCCAAAAUGACACAACCCUCCUCAACAGUAACCUCUUGACCACAUGAAAGGGUAACAAUUGCCAUACUCGGGGCGGAUUAAUAUAGUGGCCCCUUUUCCUCCGAGACCCCCGCGGUCAAAAGCAGCCAGCAAUGAGUCAGAGGUGCCUUGACAUUUAUCAGAUCCGCACUUGUAGUGGCCACUUCUGAAAAAGGUCACAACCUCUGGUAGUUUACCUUUCCUGAAUGGUUGCUUGUGAAUUAUUCAUGCAUCGUGCACUCAGUUUAUAGUAUAUGUCACAACAUGCUGUUGGCUUUACAUAAACAUAGUUGCAUAAUGUUGAGAUGUGUUUCCAUGUGCUGAUAUUUUUUUUCUACCACAAACAUGUUUAUCCUCUUUACCUGAUUAAGAAAACAGAGGUAUCCAUGUCAGCAGCUGUUAAGAACAUGUUCUUUUAUUCAGCAAACAGGAUAUAUUUAUUAAGGAGACAUCAUCUUGAAGCUCCUACCUGACUGGGCCAAAAGUCACAAGUGCUUGAGGAUUUAGGUCAUUUUAAUGUAAACAAAUCCACCACCACAGGAAAUGCUUUGACCCAUGCUGAAAAACAAAUACAAAAAGCUGCUAUAACGUGCCAUUAAUCUUGUCAGACCACAAACAGAGGUGGCCACUUAGAGAUGACAAAAUUAGAAUCACAGAUUAAUUUUUUUUUUAAAAGAGGCAGAACGUU